Molecule: messenger RNA, 936 nt
Organism: Hemicordylus capensis (graceful crag lizard)
Lineage: Eukaryota; Metazoa; Chordata; Lepidosauria; Squamata; Cordylidae
Product: olfactory receptor 1019-like
Exons: 1
Coding region: 1-936 (311 amino acids)
Biological process (GO): G protein-coupled receptor signaling pathway; sensory perception of smell
Cellular component (GO): membrane
Molecular function (GO): odorant binding; G protein-coupled receptor activity; olfactory receptor activity
Source: RefSeq, a predicted model, not a curated record
AUGGAGAAAAGAAAUCAUACCACUGUGACAGAAUUCAUUUUGGUGGGAUUCAUGGAUUAUCCACAGCUGCAGAUUCCCCUCUUUGUGCUGUUCCUUGGCAUCUACAUGGUCACCCUGGUGGGGAAUUUUGGAAUGAUUAUUUUAAUCCAUGUUGAUGCCCGACUUCAUACUCCAAUGUACUUCUUCCUCUGUAACCUAUCAAUUGUAGAUGUUGGUUACUCAUCUGUCAUUGCCCCUAAGUUGCUUAUGACUUUUACAUCUGACAACAGGACUAUAUCCUUUAUUGAGUGUGCUGUGCAGUUUUAUUUCAUCUGUAUCUUUGUGACUAAUGAAUGCUGCCUCUUGGGUGUAAUGGCCUAUGACCGCUUUGUAGCCAUUUGUAAUCCACUACUUUAUAGCACGGCAAUGUCCAAGAGACUUUGUGUCGUGCUUGUUAUUGUAUCAUACAUAACUGGCUUUGUUAAUUCUACUACACAAGCCAGUUUUAUAUUUUCUUUGUCAUUCUGUGGUUCCAAUGUAAUCAAUCACUUCUUCUGUGAUAUCCCUCCCAUCCUGAAGCUGUCCUGUUCUGACAUCCACAACACAGACAUCGUUCACUUUACCUUGUCUUCUAUAGUUGUCAUGAGUACUAUUUUGAUUGUUGUAGUCUCCUACAUUUACAUUGUCACUACCAUCUUGAAAAUCCGAUCUUCUGAGGGUAGGCACAAAGCAUUCUCUACCUGUGCUUCUCACCUCACAGCAGUCACUAUAUUCUAUGGGACUCUGAUCUUUAUGUAUUUGCGACCCACCUCAGGUUACACAAUGGACCAGGACAAAUUCGUCUCUGUGUUUUAUACUCUGCUGAUCCCUAUGCUAAAUCCCUUGAUUUAUAGUUUAAGAAACAAGGAAGUGAAGGAAGCUGUGAAAAGGAUGAUAGGCAUAACGAGUUUUCAGUAA